Gekko japonicus is the source of this 573-nucleotide messenger RNA. RefSeq names its product surfactant protein C (gene SFTPC). The record is from RefSeq and is a predicted model, not a curated record. Gene Ontology annotation, biological process: respiratory gaseous exchange by respiratory system. NCBI's taxonomy places the organism in Eukaryota, Metazoa, Chordata, Lepidosauria, Squamata, Gekkonidae. Gene Ontology annotation, cellular component: alveolar lamellar body; extracellular region. The transcript has 5 exons. The coding region runs from base 1 to 573 and encodes 190 amino acids.
AUGGCAACUGACGGCAAGGAGGUUCUUCUGAUGGAGGCACCGCCUGAUUAUACUGCAUCCCCCCGACUCCCUGGGCUCCCUUGCAAGAAGCUCUUGAUUGUUGUGGUUGUGGUGGUAGUGAUUGUUUUAGUUGUUCUGGGCUUCCUUCUGAUGGGCCUGCAUAUAACAGAGAAGCACACUGAAACGGUCCUGCAAAUGACCAUUCAAGGUCUGGAUGGCGACAGUUCUCUGCAGCACCUUUCCAUGACCCGGAAAGAGAAGCUGGCAACAUUCCAUGUCCGUGUGGAUGGCAACACUUCUGCCACUGUGGUGUAUGACUACAGUAAUCUGCUGAUUGGGUACAGAUUCUGGCCAGGACAAUCCUGCUGCAUCACCAAGAUGAACAAGGAGAACAUUCAAAGCUUGGAUGCUAUCGUUAAAGCUUUCCAACAAGUUCAGUCCAAGCCUCUUACACCCCGUCACCAGCAGACUGAGGAGGAGGAAAAAGAGCUCCCUGUCGUCCUGACCGAUCGCUCUCUCCUGAGCACCACAGUUAACAUCCUCUGCAGCAGCGUUCCCAUCUACUGGGCUUAG